Molecule: messenger RNA, 456 nt
Organism: Kwoniella botswanensis
Lineage: Eukaryota; Fungi; Basidiomycota; Tremellomycetes; Tremellales; Cryptococcaceae
Exons: 2
Coding region: 1-456 (151 amino acids)
Source: RefSeq, a predicted model, not a curated record
AUGGCAUCGAUCAACAAUUCAUCCCUUACCGAAACUGAUGAAUCUUACUCUACCGCUGAUACUGCCAGUGGGAUCAGCACUGGCAGACCUUCUGGUAAAUUCAACUUUCCCGAAGAUGACGGUUCUACCACUCAGGUCAGGUACAAGCGAACAAAUGCCGGUGGAUAUAGCUACUUCACCAAGAAUGGUUUGGGGUCCAGCAGCCACGCUCCCGUUUCCAUCGAUAGAUUAUAUAGAGGAAACAAAAUUGAAUACUCGAUUUAUCGAUCUAUCAUGGGUGACAAGGCCAAACCUCCUCCUGAAGAGGCAACGUUCACCUAUACAUCUAUGAAAAAGGAUGGUACAGUCGAAGAGAGGAAGGUAAGACUUACGGCUGAUGAAAGUGAUGGAAGAGUGACUUAUGGGAUAUCAGAAAGUGCAGGAAGCGAAGUCCCCACUCCCACUUCUGUCGCCUAG